AUGCGUUUUCAACUAAGCCAAAAUGAUCUUUGGCGCUUAAGUUCAGUUACAUUCAGUAAUCGUGAAUAUCAAGCAUUAGUAUUAAAAACAUCAACAAAAAUAUUAGUUUUAGAUAAAUUACCAGAUUGUACAACAAUGCCUGAUGCAGCAAACGCAUUCCCUGCUCAACGUAUAUCAAGUUUAAAUACAAUAUUAGCUGUGUGUGAAGCAACAGGUGGCAAUGUUGCCGAAGACCUGAGUGAUGUUCACGAAAUUACAAAAAAUUUUAGUCUUGACGAUCUACCAUCUAUCGAGCGUACAUUUCAAAUUAUUUUACAAGAGGUGGACGAAGGAAUACCACCAGAAUAUUCUGGGGUGGUAUAUAAUGUGCCAUAUGAUUAUGUACAAAUGCUUAUUAAAACUCGAGAUAUUCAAGAGACAACCAAAAAUUUUAUAUCGUUUUUCCGUGCAUUAACAUCACUUCAGAAUAUUCUAAAGCCAACACAGUCGUCUACAUCGUGUUUUUCAACAUCGUUCGAUUCAUUUGGAAAAGAAAAUCAAGUUAAGACGAAAUCCUCUAUAUCGUAUACCGACAGUGGAGCAAGAUUACAUCAGUCAUAUGCACCAAGCACAUAUCCAUCAAAAUCGACAUGCAUCUUGGACAACCUCCCUUUAUGGAUCUUUUGCUUACUUAAUGAUACAUUUGAUGCAAACACGUAUAAAAACGGAAGUGAUGAUUUACUCGAACUAGCUUGGACAGUAUUGUGGAAUAAACAUACAACACCCUCACCCGAUUCGCAUAUCGCAACUUCUCAUCCUCCGUUAUCAUCAACAAUUUCAAAAGCCUUAAUUGAUCAGUUCGUUAAAGAUCCACUGAAAUUCUAUGGUCUUAAAAACAAUGUUAUCACAUUGUUAGACGAAAUCGAACAACAAUUGCAAAUUAUGAAUUUAUCUGACCCCGAUAAACUGAACGGAUUAUCGGGGUCAAGUUUAUUUCUUCGAGACGUGAUGUUUUUUUAA
Didymodactylos carnosus is the source of this 999-nucleotide messenger RNA. NCBI's taxonomy places the organism in Eukaryota, Metazoa, Rotifera, Eurotatoria, Philodinida, Philodinidae. The record is from the annotation of a GenBank genome assembly.